GCGGCUCUAGUCGCACGCGUGCGAGAGAGACGAUCACGACGAUAUUCGGCGUGCGGUACUUUUCUUAACAGACGCGGAACGCGCGUCACACAGAUAUUACAUGCGAUAGUGACCAACACACUACCGGUCAUCCCUCCGAGGUGAUUCCGUGCAAGAUUUUCGCGAAGGGGUCGAAAACAAAUUUGCGCGUCCGAAGGAAAUAACUAAGUUGACGAUAUUGUCCUGCUCCGAAGGAAGAGAGAGAGGACAGCGAGCUUCAAUUUGAUUCUGUCUUUUGGAUCACAUUUCUUGGGAUACGCGUUUCACAAUCUCUCCCUCUUAAAUACCAACGAGGGCGAAGAUCUAGAAUUUAAACGCCGAUAGUCACGCACGGAGCACUCGCGCGAGAAAUCGAUUGGUUCUUUGAGGGUGACCGACGACGGUGGGUUUCUUGUGGAAUCCGUGUGAAAAUUGGUACAAGGGAGAUCACUAGCCGAUACGCCAAGGAGUAGUGAUCUCGUGAGGACAUUUGACGAGAAACGACUGCCGAGAUAAUACUGAUGAGGAUCCAGGAAGCAUCAUCUUUUGAUAACAACUUAGAACAAAGUAUUCUAUCAGGGUGGCUUCACGAGGGAGCGACGCCUCGUAGCAUGUCGGCUAUUCGUAUCAACGUGGAGGAGGUUUCCAACGGCGGCAAGGAUAUCGUUAGAGACAUCGAGACGACGGCGGUAGCUGCCGCCAACCCGCUUUCCUGGCACAUCCCAAGGCCGUCCUUGGUCGGACGCAGCGAGAGGGACAGCGAAAAUGGAAGCUGGGCUCAUCACUUGCAUCCGAACUCCCCCUCGAGAGGGUCGACGUCGUCUCAAGGAUCCACCGCCAGUACACACAGCGCCGCGUCGGGAACGUUGCUACUCACGGCCGCGAAUCUGGCGAACCUCGCCGCCAUACACCCGCCCACGGUAACAUCACCAAAGCAGAUGGACACUGCUUCGGUGGCCAGCAGCACCCACUUCACGGUCGUGAACGGUCUCGGCAGACCGACCACUGUCUACAGGAAGUCUUGGUGCGCGCGAAAUCAACUCACCGUUCUCGUGUGCACUAUGAGUUUUCUGUUCAUGGUCGGUCUGCUCGCUGGGAUUCUUUACAUGGAAAUGAGGGCUCGCGACAAGUACAACUAGGCCGAGGGUGAGCGAGGGGAGGAAGAAACGGCGACGACACGUGACCGUGAAUGAUGAUCAUAGUGAUAGAAACAAGCAACGAAGGAUAUGAUUACUGCAGAGAGAACGGGAAAAAUCAUCUCCACGAAGAUGAAAGAGAGAGGAGAAACGUACGACCCAGUCACGAUAUUAAUUUGACUUACUCAUAUUUAUACGUAUAUGUACAUCUGCGUUGUAAGCCAUUCAGGCCGUUCUCAGUUAGUAGACGUUCCCGGUUAGAGUCUUAAGCGUAUACUGUAUAGAGUCUUAAGUGUAUUGCACCGCGACAAAAGUGUGGUACGUGAAAUCAAGUAAUUACAUUUGUGUAAUGAGCGACGUACGGUUAAGGAUUGACGAGAUCCUCGCGAUGGGAUAGCUUUGCGUAUUUAUGCUGGAACUUAACGGAUUCUUCGGAUCGUACUGCGAGACACGAUUCAAUGAAUAACGUAAAUAUUUUUAUGAUAAUUAACUUCUUACCGCGUAGCGCGUGUCAUAUAGAGCACAAGCAACUUUCUCUAAAAUUUCUUCACUAUUUUACUGUGUGGUUAUGACAUCUCUCUCUGCACGCCGCAUAAUUUUUUGCAUAGAAAGAUAUAUGUGGUAAGGGGUUACGGACGACAGUGACACAUCACGUGGUUUACGAUUGCUCUAAAUAAAACGUAUUUUUCGUAUACGCUUCUCCUACGUAGUUCUCAACUGAUUUAUCAUUUGCUGUAAAUCGUAUUGACAUAUCG
Molecule: messenger RNA, 1909 nt
Organism: Cyphomyrmex costatus
Lineage: Eukaryota; Metazoa; Arthropoda; Insecta; Hymenoptera; Formicidae
Exons: 4
Coding region: 540-1157 (205 amino acids)
Source: RefSeq, a predicted model, not a curated record